Molecule: messenger RNA, 3253 nt
Organism: Alosa sapidissima (American shad)
Lineage: Eukaryota; Metazoa; Chordata; Actinopteri; Clupeiformes; Clupeidae
Gene: relb
Product: v-rel avian reticuloendotheliosis viral oncogene homolog B
Exons: 11
Coding region: 789-2573 (594 amino acids)
Biological process (GO): non-canonical NF-kappaB signal transduction; cellular response to stress; innate immune response
Cellular component (GO): cytoplasm
Molecular function (GO): RNA polymerase II cis-regulatory region sequence-specific DNA binding; DNA-binding transcription factor activity, RNA polymerase II-specific
Source: RefSeq, a predicted model, not a curated record
UCGGACCAGAGCGCAUAUAUAUCUCGGUCUGCUGUUUUCUAAAUCUGUGGCUCAGAAAAAGGUGACUGCGUAAUAGUGUUGCUCACAUAAAAAAUGUAAAUGGUCAUAGGUUACUGGUAGGUCAUAUAGUAGGCUACAUUGAUGUUUCGCCAUACAAUGCGGAUUUAGCAUUUCAUUGUUGUUUUAUUAUUAUCUUUCUAUUUCACGGCCAGUGUUCAGAUCCCAGAGUUAGAUAAUUGGAAGUGAUGUGACCUCACAGCACUGAACAGGGUGAUGCAAUGGCAAGAAAUGUUAAAAGAAUGUUGGAGGCACUUGGAUGGAGGCAACAUAGGUUCUCUGGUGAAAAUCUCUACAACGGUUAUUUUAUGUUCAGAUGGGAUGCUGGUAGGUUGACAGUUCUGAGAUGAUUUUCAAGGUAGUCCUUUCAGGUGUUAGUGUGUUGUCAUGGUAGCGUGUUGGGGGUUUUCCCAACAUGUGACGCUUGGGGAUUUCCAUUAGUAGAAGAGAAUCACUGCAGAAAAUCGAACAAACAUGAGGAGCUGACAUCUUUCAGCAAGUAAACAGAGGAGUGGUAGUGGCCAUUACGCUAAACCGUGGUGUUUCCUUGAAACGGUUGGAGUGAGAAUUAAGGACGUAGAACGCGGACAACGUGGAUUCGUGGAGCGCUAAAGGCCAAAGAAUAACUCAAGCUAACGUCAUAAGUUUUAGUUAGAGUUUCCGGUCAAAUGAGCCCAUUACAGUGAGAGUGAGAGCGUUUGGAAAACAUCACAGAUCUGGUUCUUUCUACCAUGACAAACAUGAGUGUCCAUAACGGAACGCGCACAGGCAUAGAUAUAGACCUUGACAUAAUCCAGGAGUAUAUCGUGGAGGACACAUCGUUGAGACCGCAGUUCGUGCUACCUGGGCCUCCUCUGCCUCCUCCCCCUCCUCCCGACCCGGAUUCUGACAGUAGAACAUUGCAAAAACUUACAAGUCCCAAAAGGAACGCAGUGCUAGUACCCAGGGGUACAGCCUCCCAGCCCCUGCGGACCUUUCCUGAAAUCCAGAGCACAGUGCACCAUCCUAUGAGGAGUUCUAGGGGAUCCGCCCCCCGGUCCGGGUGUGGGCGUGGAGGGGCAGCGGCGGUGCAGCGGGCAGCCCGCUCGGACACAGAGCCACUGGAGCGCCUUCUGGACAAGCCGCAGCUGGUGGUGACGGAGCAGCCCAAAGAGAGAGGCAUGAGGUUCCGCUACGAGUGCGAGGGUCGCUCAGCUGGCAGCAUCCUUGGCACGAGCAGCAACGAGACCAACAAGACUCUGCCUGCUAUUGAGAUUCAAGGACCAAUUCAAGAGAUAAAGAAUGUCACAGUCACUGUUUCCCUAGUCACCAAGGACAUCCCUUACCGCCCACAUCCCCACUGCCUCGUGGGUAAAGACUGCUCUGAUGGCAUCUGUGUCAUUCACCUUAAUCCACACAACACCCGCCGACACAGUUUCGCCAAUUUGGGCAUUCAGUGUGUGCGUAGGAAAGAGCUUGAUCUCUCCCUAAAGAAGAGAAGGGAUCAAAAAAUUGAUCCAUUUAACACUGGCCAAUCUAAGAGCAUCGAAGAUAUGGACAUGAAUGUGGUCCGACUGUGUUUCCAAUGUGAACUGGAGAGGGAGGAUGGCGAGAGGAUCCAUCUGUCCCCAAUCGUCUCCAACCCCAUUUUCGACAAGAAGGCUACAACAACAUCAGAGCUGAAAAUAACUCGGCUGAAUAUCGUUAAGGGGCCAUGCACAGGGAAAACUGAGAUCUACAUGUUGUGUGACAAAGUCCAAAAAGAUGACAUAGAGAUCAUCUUUGGCCGGGGAUCAUGGGAGGCCAAGGCUGAGUUUGCGCAAACAGAUGUCCACCGACAGAUCGCCAUCGUCUUCAAGUCGCCCCCCUAUCAGGACCAGGACAUCUAUGAGGAGGUGGAUGUCAACGUCUUCCUCCGGCGUCUUUCAGACCGCAUGGACAGCGAACCCGUCAAGUUCACCUACACAGCACAUAAUCCAGAUCCUUAUGGGGUAAAUCGCAAAAGAAAAAUCAAGCCUGACAUCAAGUUCACUGAUGGGUGCAAUGCGAGAGCUGAGAGUGUGAUGGCAGAGCCUGCUGUACCUCGCGUCUUUGACUCCUACUCCUAUCCCCUGGAGAGUUCUGUUGGCAUGGUGACCCCAUCUCAAGAAGACUUACCAAUCCAGCCUGUUCAGGCCCUGGGAGACAUGUUUGCUGUUGACGAGCUGAAGCAAGAAGACCCCAUAGAGACUCUGGAUCCAGACACCAUGAACAUGCUCUCUUCAAUCAUACAGAUGCUUGAAGAUAGCGGCAGCGCUAGCUUUGGCUUGCCUGCGGCCAACCAGGACGAAAACUCUAACUUUAGGGAUGUAGACUCUUUUCUUAUGGAGGAUCCGUCCGCAAUGAACAUGAGUAUUUACACAGACAUGCAGUUCAAUCAGAUGGUCAGUGGUGGCCACCAUGCUGUUGCCCCCUCUGUUCUUGAUUUGAUUGAGCAGGGCCUCGCAGAAGGUCACGGUCUUCCCCAGGUGAAGACGGAAAAAGACGGUGACGUCUGAUGCCCCUCAGCCCCCCCCACUGUCCAUCCCUCACAGGUCAUUGCAUCACUUAGGCCCCUUUUGCAGAGAUGUUUCAGACAUUAAGGCCUUGGAGAGGAAAUGGAUGUAGCUCUUAGUCGGGUAUCGCUGGCCGAACCCAGUAUCACUGUCCGUCCUGAACUUUGUGAAUAGCAUGCUAUGCAUUAUUGUCCUCGGCUGCUCCACUGAAAAACACUGAUUCUCUGUACAGCUAAAUGGACAGUUAGUACAUAUAUGGUUGGCCAGUCAGGACCAAUUUAUCGUGAAAAAGGUAUGGUCUUGUUUUCCUUGUCAAAUAUGUCUUUAAUUUCUUUGUUGAUGUUUGCUUUGUCGAGGGUCCAGACAUUUUGUACAUAUUCUGGUUGACCAAAUUCAAAUGUUACAUUAAAAUAACAGCCCUACUGCCACAAGUGGAAGAAAAUGAAGAUGUUCAUACUAUUAUUACUGUAGUAGUUAUCGACGGGAUGGACCACACAGACCACUGAAUUAAUUUCCAAUAAUACAGCCUUAUCUUUGACUGAGAACCCUAGUGAAUUCUGGUAACAUGAAUUCCUUUCUAGCAUUUCUGUCAGUGUGUAUAGAUGUUUUAGUCAUGUGGACCAUUAAUGUUUUACAAGUGUGCCCUGUGUGUCUUUUGGUUAACAUUAAAACUGUUGUAUAGA